AUGCUAGGUAAUAUAAUUUUGGUCACUGGAGGCAUGAUACUCUCAAGUGCAGGUAAUCUAAUCCCAGAGUUAUACUAUAUGUACUGUAUGUCCCUAUAAAUAAGACUGCUGUUUCAGUCUUUAUCGCUAGAUGGCAGUAAAAGGCUGUUUGCUUACGGAUUAAUGUAUAAAAUAACCAGCUAGAUACAUUAUUAUCAACGUCAGAAGAACGACUAAUUCAAACCAUGACAUGGCCUUCAGGGGUAAAGUGGCCGACACGAGGACCGUGCUCGUGCACUUGCUACUGUGCCUCGUCAUAUUCUACUCUGUCUACUACAUGAUUGGGAGUGUGUGUUUCGGAGCGUUCAGGUUGGAGCACUUUGAUGGACUCAUCCCCUUUGAUUUUAAGACCGAACCAACCAACUUGGAGUCCAACUCUAAAUACUUAGUGAACCUGCUAUCCAUGGAGCUGACCUAUUUCUGCAGUGGCCUGCUGUUUGCUGCCGUGGUGAGAUGGGUCUGGGACUACGCUCUCACUGUCACACUGCUGCACGUACUGCUUACCAGCCUAGUGAUGUUGGAGUUUCCCCUGGUGUGGCAGUGGUGGCUGGCCCUAGGCAGCGGUUUGUUUCUGAUGAUCUGCAACGGUCAGCUGAUUGCAUACUUCACCUGCCAGAGUGAUCAGAGCUACCCCACUUUCAACGGCUACUAAGCACACACACACACACACACACAUCAGAGCUCUCUGCGAUUAGUGAGGUAGAAACGAAGAGAAACCAAACCAUCCUGUCGCCUUUGGGUCAUCUUUCGGUCAUCUGAUUAUUGCACUGUAAGUUGUUUACAUAUGUAUUAUAUAAUCUACAGACUGGUUUUCCAAGCACCAGUUUUCCCAAGUGUUUCUCCAUUGAACUUUUCAGUCCAGAAAACCAUUCCUUUACAUGUGCUGCAAUUGUUUAAUUCUGUACUGUUGUCUGUAUUCUGAAUGUUAAUUAUGAACGAGAUUCUUAGUUCUGUAAUGUAUGUAUUACUAACAUCUUAGACCCAUUAAACCAGCGGUUACCUCA
Messenger RNA from Esox lucius (northern pike), 1043 nucleotides. Its product is annotated as transmembrane protein 244-like. NCBI's taxonomy places the organism in Eukaryota, Metazoa, Chordata, Actinopteri, Esociformes, Esocidae. The record is from RefSeq and is a predicted model, not a curated record. The coding region runs from base 230 to 691 and encodes 153 amino acids. The transcript has 6 exons.